Molecule: messenger RNA, 897 nt
Organism: Zychaea mexicana
Lineage: Eukaryota; Fungi; Mucoromycota; Mucoromycetes; Mucorales; Lichtheimiaceae
Product: peroxisomal biogenesis factor 11
Exons: 4
Coding region: 114-830 (238 amino acids)
Biological process (GO): peroxisome fission; regulation of peroxisome size
Cellular component (GO): peroxisomal membrane
Source: RefSeq, a predicted model, not a curated record
UCUCUCUCUCCCUUCUUUAUUUCUUUCCCCUCCCCUCUCUUUUCUCUUGUUCCUCCCCUUUAACAUCUUUCCUCUAUCACUACUACCACUACGUAAUUAGCCAGAUAAGAGAUAUGUCCUUGAACGCUCAGGUCACUUCUGUAAACAACUUUUUGGGCACCACCACGGGUCGUGAAAAGCUUUGUCGCUUCAUUCAAUACUUUGCACGCUUUUAUGCAUUUUACCUGCUACGCCAAGGCGCUCCACAGAGCUCUUCACAACGCUGGAACGAUUUGAAGCAACAUAUUGGUAACGGACGCAAGUUCUUCCGUCUCUUCAAACCGAUCGAGUUUGUCCAAACAGCUGUACAUAGUUUAGGCUCGUCCGACGAGGUUGUUCGUCUGACUGCGGUGGUGAAGCACUUGAGCAACGCGCUCUACUACUGCUCUGAAGUCUUUGUAUUGACAACUGCUAUUGGUUUCUACAAACCCAAGAACGUUGAUAAGAUCCAAAAGUUCGGAUGGAAAUGCUGGUUUAUCAGCUUGUUUGCAUCCAUUUUGGCAAGCCUGUACAAGUUUCGUUUGCUGAAUGUUAAGGCAGUUAUGCUGGAGAAAAGCAAGAGACACUUGGAAGGAAAGAGAGACCCGGAAUUGAAUCUGCAAGAGAAGCAGCUGGUCAAAGAGAUUAACUCGAAUUCGUAUCAACUGGUUCAAGACGUAGUCGAUAUCAUCAUUCCUUCUGGAAACCUCGGCUGGUUGCCGGUCGACGAAGGGGUUAUUGGCCUCGCUGGUGCGAUUACCUCGUUGAUGGCUGUGAACACUCAAUGGAAAAAGACUCGUGUCUCAAAGUAGAAAAAAAAAGCCAUCUGAUCAUUACAAUAAAGUCUGUCGUUACUAUUUAGUUACCUUACAUUUUGAC